This is a messenger RNA of Caenorhabditis remanei, 858 nucleotides long. RefSeq lists its product as uncharacterized. Lineage: Eukaryota; Metazoa; Nematoda; Chromadorea; Rhabditida; Rhabditidae. Gene Ontology annotation, cellular component: extracellular region. The record is from RefSeq and is a predicted model, not a curated record. The transcript has 4 exons. The coding region runs from base 1 to 858 and encodes 285 amino acids.
AUGUCGGAAAACCUAUGUAACCUCUUCCAGACCGCCAACCAAUGCGACAAAGAAACGACCUGUGGCGACGAUGAGACUUGCUGCAAACUCGGCGACAAUACGUGGGGAUGUUGUCCAAUGCCACAGGCGGUCUGUUGUGAUGACCGGUCUCAUUGCUGUCCGUCUGGAACCACUUGUGACCCGCAGGGGUCUAGAUGUAUUGGGGAAGACAAUCAACAUACACCAAUGAGAAAGAAGAAGCCGGCGAGGAAGACGGGAACGACUGUGGUGGAGAAGAAUGAGUUUGAUGAGGUCAUCUGCCCCGACAAAUCGAGCAAAUGCCCGGACGGCUCGACGUGCUGUCUUCUGGAACAAGGCACCUACGGGUGUUGCCCGGUGCCGAACGCCGUCUGCUGUGCCGACAUGCUCCAUUGCUGUCCCAACGGAUUCCAGUGUCAUGGACAGUUUUGCUCGCAAAAUUUCGCCAUGAUCCCACAUCUCCGAAAAUUCGCGUCCACCUCAAUCCACCGUAAGCCGGCUGUCGACUUCUUGCCAGAAGAAGAAGAAGAUGAUGAUGACUCCACGUCUUCUGAAUCCACGUCUUCUGAAUCAUCUGAAUCUUCUGAAUCUUCUGAAUCCGGCGACAUGGAUCCAGUGGCUUGCGGAGUUGGCAAAACGUGCCCGAGUAAGACGACGUGCUGUGAGAUCCGUAGACGUAAUGGGGAGAUGAAGACUAUGUGCUGUCCGUUGACUAAUGCGGUGUGCUGUGAGAACACGUGUUGUCCAGGCGGCUACCAUUGUGUUGCCGGAGGAAAGUGUGAGAAGCACGCGCGGACGAUGAGAAACCGAUUCUGGAACAAGGGCGAGGAGGAGAUUUGA